AACUUAUAAACAAUUCAAAGAUUCUUAAUACAACUAUUAACACACUAGCAAACCAAGUUCAACCAACGUCUACUCGAUUCGCACCCAAUCUUGAGUCAAUACAAAAUAUCCUUAAGUAUGAUAAAAAAUUGCAUCAUCCAAGCAUAUCAGAAUUUGAAAAAGUUUGUUUUAUAAUAGAUAAUUAUGAGGCUGAAGACAUUGUUAUAUCAAAACAAUAUGCUCUUUUAACUAAGUAUCCAGACUUACUAGCAAUAGAUUCUUCUAGCUGUCGCAAUGGCUUAAACUUCCCGAAUACAGCCUUUAUAGUCAGAUCAGAUAAGCCCGAGAUCGAGUUGUAG
Messenger RNA from Dentiscutata heterogama, 338 nucleotides. The record is from the annotation of a GenBank genome assembly. NCBI's taxonomy places the organism in Eukaryota, Fungi, Glomeromycota, Glomeromycetes, Diversisporales, Gigasporaceae.